CUCCAGGGGAUUUCCCUGUCCCCUGAGUCGGACAUCCCCCGGGUUCUAAGGGCAGGUCAAGGAAGGCAGAAGCUUCAAAAGUUCGGCUGAGGAAGCUACCGCUUCCCGCUGCCUUCUGGCCGCCGCUAUUCCUGCAGAGAUGCCGGAGGAAGGUCGCCCUUACCCCUGGGUACGCUGGAGCUGGUCCGCGUUCCAGCGCCUGCUGCCGUGGCUGCUGGUGGUGAUUAUUGCGAUUUGCUGGUGGCUCCUCUGCGGCGGGCACCUCAGUAAGCCUCAGCACGUGCUGCUGGAGCCAUCUGAGUUGCACGUAGCUGAGUUACAGCUGAAUCUCACAGACCCUUGGAAGGACCUCACACUGCGCUGGGGAGCAGGCCCAGCCUUGGGAAGAUCCUUCACGCACGGACCGGGGCUGGAGAAGGGCAAUCUGCGUAUCCAUCAAGACGGCAUCUACAGGCUGCAUAUCCAGGUGACACUGGCCAACUGUUCCUCCUCAGGUAGCGCCCUGCAGCACAGGGCCAGCCUGGCUGUGGGCAUCUGCUCCCCCGCUGCACACAGCGUCAGCUUGCUGCGUCGGCGCUUCGGACAGGACUGUACAGUGUCUUUACAGCGCCUUACGCCGCUUGCCCGUGGAGACGUCCUCUGCUCCAACCUCACCCAGCCUCUGCUGCCGUCCCGCAACGCUGACGAGACUUUCUUUGGAGUUCAGAGGGUAUACCCUUGGCCAUAACUCCAGGAUGGCUUGUGAAUAUUUUUUUUUCUUUUCGAGUUCUACAUAUUUAUAAAUAUGUAUAUUUAUAACUGUAUAGUUC
Rattus rattus (black rat) is the source of this 809-nucleotide messenger RNA. It is a transcript of the gene Cd70, whose product is annotated as CD70 molecule. Bases 140 to 727 code for a protein of 195 amino acids. The transcript is spliced from 3 exons. Gene Ontology annotation, biological process: immune response; tumor necrosis factor-mediated signaling pathway. NCBI's taxonomy places the organism in Eukaryota, Metazoa, Chordata, Mammalia, Rodentia, Muridae. The record is from RefSeq and is a predicted model, not a curated record. Gene Ontology annotation, cellular component: plasma membrane; extracellular exosome. Gene Ontology annotation, molecular function: tumor necrosis factor receptor binding.